AUCUAACCUUCUACACCCUGAUAUUGCCGUGUUCACAACCGAGUGAGCAAAUAAAAGAACAGACAUUCACCGCUAGCUGAUUUUAAAGUGGAUUUCUGUGAGCAGGACCACUGAAAGCCAGCCAUGGAAGAACUUACGGCGUUCGUCUCGAAAUCUUUCGAUCAAAAACCCAAGGAGAGCACCAAGGAGAGUAUUACGUACAGGGAAGUUUUGGAGAGUGGCUUGUCGAGAGCCAGGGAGCUGGGAAACUCGGAGACAAACCUCCAGGACAUUACUGAAACAAGCAACCACUGUCCGGUGCAUCUAUUCAAGGACCACGUAGAGCUUGAAAAAGAAAAACUGAAGGAGUUUAAUGUUACAAGGGCUUCAGAAGGGAUCUAUGAAUGCAAAGAGAAGAAAGAGGACGUCAAAUCCGAGGACGAGGACGCACAAGGCAAACUGAAGCAGAGACGGAGCAGGACGAAUUUUACGUUGGAGCAACUGAACGAGCUGGAGAGGCUAUUUGAUGAGACGCACUACCCGGACGCGUUCAUGAGAGAGGAGCUGAGCCAGAGACUCGGCCUGUCGGAGGCCCGUGUGCAGGUGUGGUUUCAAAACAGACGAGCCAAGUGUCGAAAACAAGAGAAUCAGAUGCACAAAGGCGUUAUUUUGGGGACGGCUAGUCACUUGGAAGCCUGCAGAGUCGCGCCAUAUGUCAACAUGGGGGCCCUAAGGAUGCCAUUCCAGCAGGUCCAGGCUCAGCUCCAGUUGGAGGGCGUCGCCCACUCCCAUCCCCACCUCCACCCGCACCUGGCGGCGCACGCCCCUUACCUGAUGUUCCCGCCUCCACCCUUCGGACUACCAAUCGCGUCGCUGGCAGACUCGGCCUCGGCGGCUGCGGCGGUGGCGGCCGCCAAGAGCAACAGCAAGAACUCCAGCAUCGCCGACCUCCGACUCAAGGCAGGACUUCUUGGAGGCCAGUGGCUCAACCCUUUCCAGUCUCACAUCACAACCCCAGGACCGUACAAACAUCUCUGGAUGUCUGUCUGAACAAACCUGCAUUUAAGAGAAGACUUUUUUCUUUUUUUUUUUAACAAAAAAAUCAAAGUGAAACAGAAAAAAAAAAACUGGGGGCAAAGAGAAACAAAAUGAAAAGAAUGAAACAAGCGCGGGGGGGCAACAGAGCUUGAGCUUUUGAGCCAAAAAGUGUAUGUAAUGGCAAGACUCGGGAGCGCGGGGAUGCCCUCACGUUACAAAAGACACACACACACACACACACACACACAUGCACAGAUAUACACACACACAAACACACACACACAGAAUGGUCUCCAUGUUCACCUCCAGCCACUGUGUUCCUUGUCACUGCUCACAGUUCAGUGCAUGUGCUCAAACGAAGAAAAACACCAUUUGGGGCUGGCCUCCACUCUUACUGAAAUUUGCCCUUGUUGUUGUUUUGAUCACUGCCACGACAAUUUUCCACUAUAUUUCUCAUCUAGUGCUAAGAUUUUAGACGCCCAUUUUCUUUUUGUCUUUUUUGUUUGUUUGUUUGUUUGUUUGUUUUGCUGCGGACAGAGCUAGGAAGCAGCAAUAACACCACCUGUAAAAAAAAAAACAAAACACAAAAACGAGAAAAAAAGUAUUAGUUUUGGGGUAAGUUAUUGUUGUUAUUAUUAUUAUUAUUAUUAUUAUGAUUAUUAUUAUAAUUCUGAUUCUAUCUAUUUUUUGGUUUGUUUGGUAACGUUAUAUUGCUGUAUUUUCUUCUGGGCAUGUCUGGAAGAGCUUUUGCUUUGGAGUGUUCCCUCUCGGCUUUCUCUUGGCUUUCGUUCGUCCAACUGUGCUGUGUCCUGGGAAUAGAAGUGAUGAUAGCCUUUGCACUUCAGGUCUUGUUUAAGGAGUUUACAAUUCGCACUGCAAGAAGAUACUACUUCUUAAAAGGGGGAGGGGGAAGGAAUAUAAAAACAGUUUUUGUGUGUGUGUAUGGGGGGAUAAGGGGAAUA
This is a messenger RNA of Alosa sapidissima (American shad), 1979 nucleotides long. It is a transcript of the gene shox, whose product is annotated as short stature homeobox. The transcript has 6 exons. The coding region runs from base 124 to 1029 and encodes 301 amino acids. Lineage: Eukaryota; Metazoa; Chordata; Actinopteri; Clupeiformes; Clupeidae. Gene Ontology annotation, biological process: regulation of transcription by RNA polymerase II. Gene Ontology annotation, molecular function: DNA-binding transcription factor activity, RNA polymerase II-specific; sequence-specific double-stranded DNA binding. Gene Ontology annotation, cellular component: nucleus. The record is from RefSeq and is a predicted model, not a curated record.